Molecule: messenger RNA, 744 nt
Organism: Linum tenue
Lineage: Eukaryota; Viridiplantae; Streptophyta; Magnoliopsida; Malpighiales; Linaceae
Source: the annotation of a GenBank genome assembly
AUGGCGGUAGAAGUGGAUCUCUCAAAACCUUUGGUUCCCAGAAUCAGAUUAGAUGGGUAUUGGCAGAAGGUAGAGUAUGAAAAUCUGCCUAUGGUGUGCUUUGAGUGUGGCAGGGUGGGUCACACUAACCUAUCUUGCCCCGAUCUUAAUCGGCGACAAGGGGAGGAAGGAAAGACGGUGGCCUUGCCGGCAGGAGAUGCUUCGAACGGCGACACGAAGGCGGAAUCGAACGCGGGAUACGGCCCGUGGAUGGUGGUCACGCGAAAAUCGCGGCGGAACCAAGGAGAACAGAUCAAACAUGGAAGGUUGGAGGCAGAGAUGGAAACUAGCAACGGCUCUCUUAGAAUUGAGGAAAGGAAAGAAGCACUUUCCAUGGGAAAGUCAUAUUCUCAAAAUAAUUCAAGGAUUCAGCCAAAGCAACGGGUCUCUGCUGAGAACAAACUGGAGGCGGACAAAAAGGGCAAGAACAAUGAAAAGAAUGGUAAGGGAGAUAACAAGGGGAAGGGUAAGGUUUUGGGUCACAAUUCGAAGUUGGGCGAAGGCCUUCUUGGGCCGCAUCCGAUGGAGGCCUCGUCCAGUAGGCCCAUGGGAGAAGACAGCCAGAGUUUCAUUCCGGUUUCUCCUUCGAACAAGGCCACUAAGGAGAAAAGGGCUGAGCAGCAUAAGCCCAUUGGAAAUGAUACGGGGCCAACCAGCCACCCCCCUGUGGCUACCCAGACUGUCUCCAGUUUUAGUGAUGGUUAA